GUCCGAGAUGCAAUCGCAGCUAGCGUCGCGACUCAAGCCUGCUCCCCGGACUUAUGCAGUUAGGAGGCGAGCCAAGAGGACUCUUCUUGACGAUCUUCCUUUUGACCGUCCUGCCUCCCUCCUUCGCGUUCCAUCGGAUCAAGGGACGCGCGGGCUUUCAGGGGAAACGCGUAGAAACGAUGCUCUAACUGAUUCUCUCCCAACCCAGCGCGGAUCCUUGAGAUCGCAAUGUGCAUCUCCCGAAAUCAUAAACCCAUCGGGGUUUGCUUCCCACUCAUCCUCCGCGCAAUCAAGCUCGGAAACGCUCAUACAAAAUCAUUCUCCUCAGCCCCUCUCCCCGCGUCUUGCGUCUCCUUUUAGGGCGAUUAAAGAAACUCGCACGCCCUCUGGCCGUCUGCCAACUCCUAGUCUCGGAGCUUUUAGAGUGGAAUGUAGACAUUCAUCUGCCGGAAUUUUGCAGAAAAGGAGGCUGCGGGCCUUACCUCAACGGCGGCAAACAUCAAGUACUACGGAAGGCACUUCGAGUCGUCGCAGGUCUAAAUCUUGGCUGAAAGUGCCACGAUCUUCCUCUAUACUUAGGUCCAUCGCUUUGAACUCCUCUGCUACAAGGUCUAAGUCUAAUACUGCCGCUGAGGUCUCGGAUGAGCAGGAGGGAACGUCCCUGCCUAGUUUCUCUUUCGAUGCACCCCAAGCUUUCUCAACUCCCCGCAAUAAAAGCUCCGCUUCUGUCCACCUUAACUACUUUUACCGUCGCUUCGAUCAGAAUUUUACAGUCAAGCCCUGCAGCCCGACUCAUGCUAUGUAUGAGUACAGUCCACCAACUACCAUGAACCCGGCGGAUCUCUUUGGACCUAUUAUUCCACGGCCCCCACGUUUCAGCGGCGCUGUUCCAAAGAAUUCCCGCUCGAAAACGAAGAGGAUUUGCCACUAUAAACUUGACUUUUUGCCGUCUCAAAGUGCUGAUGUUGUUACUGGCCACUCGCUUGCUCGUGACACGAUGGCUGCGACGGCGUUUCCUCCCAUGACUGAUGAAAAAAUGGGCCAUGCUGACUGUUAUGAAAAUAAUGUGCACCAGGCCGAUGAAAUCCCUCCAACAAUCUCGGCAGAAGUUGACAAGGAAGUGAUCGCCUACCCAUAUGCGUCGCAUGACACCAACCUGUUGAAUAUGUUCUCCGCUUUUGACUUGGAUUCUGGUACUACGGAUUAUAUCGUCACAUCACCCAAAGUCGAGUCGCUCGAUCGUCAUGAUGCAUGUAAACCGCACAAGCCAACCCCCUCUGGGGCUCUGUCUGGCGAUGGAGCCGCGAAUCAACACUGCCACUUAUCUAACGAGCAUUGUCGGCUGCUUCAAAGCCCUCCUGAACACACUGGCUCACAGAGCAAGGUAAUCCUCGACUCGUUCCAAGAAAGCCAAGGAAUUACUCCCCAUCGACCUUCCCCAUGCACCCCACCGAACUGCAAGGAAUCUAAUCCCGACGACGGAGGAAUUAUAGCCAUUCUUCUUUCCCCAAGACGGAGGGCAGGCGUGCAACUACUGGACGGGACUGCGAAAAGGGUGACAACGGGACGAAGGAGAAAAAUAAUAUUGAACGCAAAAGAGGUCAGCGACUUGGGGGGAAGAGGAAGAGGGUGCUGGAGGAAGGGGAGCCGGACGAAUUGCUCCUUGUACCAGGUCAAUCGAAAAGAUCCGCACCUCACCAUGCGGAUCCUGGCGAUUCUUUAGGUAUUACUAAUAAACCUGACUGAGUGUAUGUGUUUCCCACCCAAUAUCAAUGCUCUUUAUCACGACUUCUGGUGCUGUUAUCCAAGUGAACCCUGCAAUGAACAACCACACCAAAGUACUCAUCCCCGAGUUGACGACUUCCCUAUUGCCCCUGAAUGUUUC
Molecule: messenger RNA, 1885 nt
Organism: Cantharellus anzutake
Lineage: Eukaryota; Fungi; Basidiomycota; Agaricomycetes; Cantharellales; Hydnaceae
Exons: 7
Coding region: 8-1723 (571 amino acids)
Source: RefSeq, a predicted model, not a curated record